AUGGCCCCCAAAGUUUCUUACACUUGUUCAUCCAUGUUCUUUCUCCUUCUCUCCCUCUCUUCUCUCUACAUUUCCCAUGCACAUUACCCACAAAGUAGUGAAGAAAACAGACCUUCACCCCUCAGUUUCUUGACCAAACUGAUCGACACAACCCACAAAGGGCACGAGGCCGACGGCCUAAGUGAGCUGAAGAAGUACCUCGCCAAUCUUGGCUACAUAGACCACACCAACCCCACAAUUCAAACACACUUGAAUGAUGAUGUCUUUGACGAUACGUUAGAGACGGCCGUCAGGAAGUAUCAAGAAUUCUACAACCUUCAAAUCACGGGACGUCUCGAUAAAGAAACCGUGAAACAAUUGCAAGAACCACGUUGCGGGUUACCUGAUUUCCACCCCAACGCAAACCUCACGUCGUUUGUCCAUAACUGGACCGGCGCUCUCUACACGUAUCUUGGGACGACAUGGCCGCCUGGCAAACGAAACCUCACGUUUUCAUACCCGGAGAGUUUUAGAGACGAUGCUAAGCUCCCAAUGGCGCUUGCAUUCGGCAGAUGGAUAACUGUUUCGCCAUUCAACUUUGAGUAUAGGUCUGACUUCGGUUCAGCUGAUGUAAAAGUGAGCUUCGAGACAAGGGAUCAUGGAGACGGGUCCCCUUUCGAUGGGCCUAACGGGAUUCUGGCUCACGCGUUCUGGCCGACGGACGGGAGGAUGCACUUUGAUGCGGAGGAGAACUGGACGCCAUACGUUGCCAAAGGGUCGUACGAUCUGCAGACUGUUGGGUUGCAUGAGUUAGGACACAUUCUGGGGCUGGGGCAUAGCCAGGAUCCGAAGGCAUCUAUGUUUGCUUAUUUUCAACCUGGGGAAAGAAGGGAUUUGAAUGAGGAUGAUAUUCGAGGAAUCCAGACUUUGUACCCCAACUAA
Messenger RNA from Sesamum indicum (sesame), 921 nucleotides. RefSeq names its product metalloendoproteinase 1-like. Gene Ontology annotation, molecular function: metalloendopeptidase activity; zinc ion binding. NCBI's taxonomy places the organism in Eukaryota, Viridiplantae, Streptophyta, Magnoliopsida, Lamiales, Pedaliaceae. Gene Ontology annotation, cellular component: extracellular matrix. The record is from RefSeq and is a predicted model, not a curated record. Gene Ontology annotation, biological process: proteolysis; extracellular matrix organization; collagen catabolic process.